Pogonomyrmex barbatus (red harvester ant) is the source of this 3125-nucleotide messenger RNA. RefSeq names its product atlastin GTPase (gene atl). Gene Ontology annotation, molecular function: GTPase activity; GTP binding. Lineage: Eukaryota; Metazoa; Arthropoda; Insecta; Hymenoptera; Formicidae. The record is from RefSeq and is a predicted model, not a curated record.
CUUCUCCAAGUGAUGUAAGGUUGUAUCUGACUCUGGAUGUAUGCGUUAACUUGAAGAAAAUCCCGCAGCGCUGAUGUGUAUACCCCACUACGUUUCUGCGAUUGUGUCAGUUGACUUCUAUCGGCAUCGCCACUCGUGGGAUGCUGCCAACUUGCGACGUUUGCCAUCACGCACGGCCUCAAGAGUGCCGAUCAUCAGCGACCGGGAUAUUUCUAGUCUGGCUCUCUUCGCGGACUUAGUACCCGAGUAUCGUGUGUGCAUGGUGCAUCUAUGCGCCGUGUGUUUUCUCCUCGCAUAUCUUUAGUGUAUUUAAUCGCAUAUUUAAUCGUUUUGUUCUUGUCGAGUCUUAAGUGUCGUGUCGAUUCGGUGACGAAUGUGAGAGUCGGAGAAGAGAGAAAAUGGCCGAUAAAAAAAUGGUAACACCGAGACGGAAGCGGCUCAACGAUCCUUUUCAAGGGUCAAGGCCGUCGGAGAGGUCGGAAGUACCAAAGGAACCGGCGAGGCCGCCGAGAACAAGAACGCAACAGAUCGCAAAUCUGACGAGUCACAAUUCCGAUUUUAGAAAUGACACGCAACGUAGCAUGUUUAUGGAACCGCAAGAGAAACCGACCGAGAAGGCCCCGAUGACGACCCUCGACGAGAACGUGAAUCGUGUACCACGACAACAGCGUAAGACAAUCGAAAAUAUGGAUUAUUUAGGAAAGAACGAUCGAAUAGAAAGGCUUUCGCCGAUGGACGCACAGACAGAAGACGUGGAUGGUGGACGGCCUGUCCAAGUGGUACUUGCUCAUCCAGAUCAUACCUUCGAAUUAGAUGAAGAUGCAUUGUCUGAAAUUCUCCUACAUGACGACGUGAAAGAUAGAAGUGUGGUUGUGGUGUCUGUUGCAGGUGCCUUCAGAAAAGGCAAAAGUUUUCUUCUUGACUUUUUUCUUCGUUACAUGAACAACAAGUACAUAUUACACAACGAUGCCGACACGUGGUUAGGCGCCGAGGACGAGCCGCUGAGUGGUUUUUCGUGGAGGGGUGGUUCCGAGAGAGACACCACGGGAAUAUUGAUGUGGUCGAAAGUUUAUCCCGCUAUCUUGGCGAACGGUGAAAAGAUCGCUGUGAUUCUUAUGGAUACUCAAGGCGCUUUCGACAGUCAGUCAACGGUGCGAGAUUGCGCAACGGUGUUCGCAUUGAGUACAAUGCUGUCCUCCGUGCAGAUAUACAAUCUGUCGCAAAACAUUCAGGAGGAUGAUCUUCAGCAUCUGCAACUGUUCACCGAGUAUGGUAGACUGGCACUUGAGAGUUCCGAUAGCACGCCUUUCCAGAGACUGCAGUUCUUAAUCAGAGACUGGGUUUAUCCAUACGAGGCUGAUUAUGGUGCGAAUGGUGGAAAGAAGUUGCUCGACAAGAGACUGGAAAUUUCCGACAGGCAACAUCCAGAAUUACAGAGCUUGCGAAAACACAUCAAGUCCUGUUUUUCGGAUAUUUCGUGUUUCCUCAUGCCGCAUCCCGGUCUCGAGAUUGCAACAAAUCCAAAAUUCGAUGGUAGGUUAUCCGAGAUACAAUCCGAGUUUAAAAAACAAUUGAAAGUGCUCAUACCGAUGAUAUUGGCGCCGGAAAAUUUGGUAACUAAAAAAAUCAACGGCCAAGUUGUGAAAGCGAAAGAUUUAGUGGAAUAUUUCAAGAGUUACAUUAAUCUUUACAAAGGAGAUGAACUUCCUGAACCGAAAAGUAUGCUCGUGGCUACAGCAGAAGCUAACAAUUUAACUGCCGUAGCAGAAGCUAAGGAUUUGUAUCUUCAAAUGAUGGAAAAUGUAUGCGGUGGGACGAAACCAUUUUUAGCAACGGCUCAUUUAGAAUCCGAACAUCAACGUUGCGUGGAUUUAGCUCUUCGUCAAUUCCAGAAUAAACGAAAGAUGGGCGGAGAAGAAUUCAGUCAAAUAUAUAUGGAAAAAUUAAUUAAAAACAUGGAUGAAGCUUUCUUGCAAUUUAAGGCACACAAUGAAAGCAAAAAUAUCUUUAAGGCUGCGCGAACGCCAGCAGUGUUUUUCGCAAUUGCCGUUACUAUGUACAUUUUAUCCGGAAUAUUUGGUCUUGUUGGUCUGUACACAAUAGCAAAUAUAUGUAAUUUUAUUAUGGGUGUUGGCCUCCUCACACUUGUCCUAUGGGCAUAUAUAAGAUAUAGUGGAGAAUUUAGAGAAAUCGGAACACAAAUAGACGACUUAGCCAGUACAAUAUGGGAAAAUUGUACUAAUGAAAAACAAUAUUUAAGAAAGCUGAGUGCUAACAGGAGCAAAUAUCAAAAGUUCAUGAAGCCAAUCUACCAGCAAUUUGUGGAGAAGUCAGUGUCUGUAGCAGUGGCGCAAGCUGCUGAAAUGGCGGUGACGAAUUCAACAAUGAACGCCACUGUCACUGUCAAUGGCAAGCCUAAAUUAUCGUAAUAUUCAUUCCCACGAUGUCCUGAUUGUUCAAAUGAAUCGAAAUAUUGCAUCCUUAUAUGUUAAUAUGAAGUGGCAUAACCAAAUUUUAUAUCGUCUUCUUUUUGACAAAUCGCCAUGAAUAGUUUUCUCUGUUUAAAACUGGAUUAAACAUUAUGGCUUGGAAAUACUAAUUUGAAAAUGACUGUGAAUGUAUAUAUGAUGUAUUCUAAUUAUAAAAACAGUGUUAGAUCGAGGGAAAUCGUGAUUACUAAUAUUGCCUAUAUCCUUGAUAUGGAUGUUGUAAAAAUAAAAUCUUGAACUGACGAAAAAUAUUAUUGUAACUUGAUUUGAAAGUUUUAUCACAGGGAUGUUAACAUAUUUAAAGAAUUAUCAGAAAUUAUUAAAAAGUAGGAAAGUGCAUUUUUUGAAAAUAUUACGAAACGUUAGGAAAAAUAAGUUCUUAUGUAACAAGUCUUUUUGUUCUUUUCCAUUAAGUAUAUACAUUUUUUCUGUUGUAUCCAUUACGUUUAAAAUGCAUUUCGGAUGUUUUGUUUUAAUAAGAAGGAUUUUGUUUUGCUCUUAAGAUUACGUUUAACGCUUGUUAUUUUAUGUGUUAUUUAUUCAUGCUUGGACUAAUAAAGUUCAGAUUUCAUUCGUGCCAGAAACGCGCUACGUGAGUUGUAACUGGACUACUAUUUAAUAAAGGAAAAAAAUGUA